AUGGCGCCCCUUCUCCUCAAGCCUUCGGCCAAACGCAAGGCUACGACGACGGUGGUCGUGCACGAAGAGCCUUACAGCAUCAAAGGAUUCGAGUCGAGCAUGUACGACAUUCGAUGCUUCAUCUGCCUUGGCUGGGACCAGGGCGACAUGAGUAGGUUGGUCUGCAAUGCACCGGUGCAGCGGUGCCAGUGUCGGGUCUACAUAUGCACCUCGCACACCCUCGAUCCUCGUUUCGAGAGCUAUUGUGUUACUUGCAAGAAGCCAGCAUCGACCGUACCGGAUCCCACCGCCACGGCGCUACUUAGAAGCACCGCCCUCGUCGAGUGCACCAGUCCCCAGUGCCCGGAACUGAUCACGAUGGACGACUUGGAGACGCACCUUCUGUCCCAGUGUCCCUUCAACCUGAUCCGGUGCGACAAGCCCGGCUGCCCCGUCAGGUACGCCCGCAAGGACAGAGACGCUCACGCGCGAGCCUGCAAGUCCAUUAGCUGCAGAUUUGCGCUCUCUGCUCCGGACGGUGCGCAGCUGGGGUGCUCAUGGAGAGGCAACAGGAGCGAGAAAUACUCCCACGCCUGCCCGAUCGGGACGCCCCAGCGCUUCGGUCUCAUCCGCGGCUGUUACGACUAUUUGAUGCGGGAGAUCAAGGCCAGGGACGACACGAUAGCUGCGCUGAAGGAGACAGCGGGUGGAUUUAGUGGAUUCAGGGGUCUGGGGAUUUGCUGCGAGCGGAUCAUGGUAGGGCGGGACGUCGCCGCAACGAAGAGUCUCCUCUCAGAAUGCGGACUGCUGUGCGCCGACUUGAACGGGCUCGUGGCACUGCAAGGGAGGACGCCAUCGUCGCUCGCUGUAGCAGCGAGUUGGAGCGUAGCCGAGAGGAGAGGCUUGAGCCUGAGCAAGAAGCAGAUCACUGGUCUGGGCUGCGAGGUCUCCGGUUGA
Messenger RNA from Klebsormidium nitens, 936 nucleotides. The record is from the annotation of a GenBank genome assembly. Lineage: Eukaryota; Viridiplantae; Streptophyta; Klebsormidiophyceae; Klebsormidiales; Klebsormidiaceae.